AUGGAUAUGAAUGAGCCGAUGCUGCUCCUGAGUUCCUGGGUUGGUCAAAUUGGUGAUGUUGGUCUUGAUUUGCUGUGGCGUUUCAUACACCUUGUUGUGAGCUUAUGCCACGUUGUCUCUGGCAUCUUUGAGGCUAUCGAAAGCUAUGUGAUAUCGUUAGGAUUGAUUCAAAAGUACAAUUCCAUCGAUUUCGAGAAACUCCGGUGUCUAGCUGUUGUGGUGGACAUCGAAGUAGCUCGAGAUAUUUCCAAGGUUAUUGAGCUUUUGCAAUGGCUGGCGACUAUUGGGGUGAAACAAGUUGGCCUCUUUGACUCGCAAGGUUUAUUGAAGAAAUCCAAGGAUAUGAUCCUUGAAAUCGUGCCGGGUUCAGUGUUGUUACCGGACACUGGUGAAAAGAAUUUUUCGCCUGGCCAAAAUCGCAUUGCUAUAGAAUUCAUCUCGUCUUCCGACAAUAAAGAAGCUGUUGUGAAAGCAGCCAACAUACUACUCGAGAAAUACUUGAAAUCCAGCCAUCCCGAGAACGAUAAAGGGGAAGACUUUUUCACAGAGUCUCAUUUGAACGAAGCAUUAACAGUCGUUGGUGAUAAUGUACACGUGCCUGAUCUGUUGCUGGUUUAUGGACCUGUAAGGAGCCACCUUGGUUUCCCUGCUUGGAGACUUCGAUACGCUGAGAUAGUACAUAUGGGAUCUUUGAAGUAUAUGAGAUAUGGUUCCCUUUUGAAAGCAAUAUACAAAUUCACAGGGGUGCGCCAAAACUAUGGUAAGUCUUUCAUCUUCCAUUAUUAUACUUAG
This is a messenger RNA of Thlaspi arvense, 792 nucleotides long. NCBI's taxonomy places the organism in Eukaryota, Viridiplantae, Streptophyta, Magnoliopsida, Brassicales, Brassicaceae. The record is from the annotation of a GenBank genome assembly.